AUGAAUUCUGCCUAUCACCCGCCCGACAUGUCUCAGCGAAUCCCUGGCCCUGCCUAUUCUUCCAGCGCACCACCACCACCAAUUCAUGCCUACCAACAACACCAGCAUCCUCCUCCGCCUCUGCCGCCCCCGGGUCAACAUCACCACUCGUCUCAUCCUCCUCUGCCUCCUCCGCCGUCAGCUCCACAUCCUCACCACCAACAUCCACCGCCGCCGCCACCCUCCCACUCGCUAUCUUCGCAUCAACACCAUGGCCAACCACCCCAUCACCAGCCUCAACUCCCGCCAUAUGCCCCAGCUCCAUAUCAACAGCCUCAGCCAAGUCAAUACCCUCGGCCCCAUCCGCACCAGCAACACGUCCCUCCUCCUUCGCAACAUGAUGAACCUCCUCCCCCGCCUUCCUCGGGACCAUCCCCUACCGACUAUCAGAAAGAUUCCGAAUACGUCCCCCCAUCCUACUCCAAGAUUGAAGAAGGAUCAGGCUGGAAGUACAGUCUUGAUGUGAAGCAACAACCCGUACGUGCGCGCAUGUGUGGAUUUGGCGAUAAGGAUCGUCGCCCAAUCACGCCGCCGCCCUGUGUACGUCUUGUCAUAAUCAAUACCGAGACGGGUAAAGAGGUUGACUACAAUACCCUAGACCACGCCAUGUUUGUGUUGUCGGUCGAUCUGUGGAAUCAUGACGGUACCAAAGAAGUCAAUCUGGUGCGAACCAGGGACCCCUUCGUACCAGCAACAGUCGUUGCCCCCGAGUCGCGAGUCUGGAUAUGGGCAAUCGCAAGGGAUGAACUAUGGGCAGGAUUAUCCCCCACCGGUGCAGCAGAGCUAUGGUCAAGGUUGGUCGAAACAGGAGGAAUAACAAGCGAGAACAAAUCCGUGUCUGACGCAGGAGUAGCACCGUCGUACCCGCCGAGCAGUUCCUACGGUCCGCCCCAACAAUAUUACCCGCGACAUAGCGGUUACAGUGCCGAACCUUCCGCUCCCCCGCCAGGUGCCCCUUUCCGCAAUGGAUAUGGACAGGAUCAAAAUUCGCUUACUAGGAUGGCAGUGGUUGGAGGUCAGCCCCAAGGCAUGUUUACGAGAAACUUGAUUGGCAGUUUGGCCGCAAGCGCAUUCCGUCUCGAGGACACUGAAGGGCAAUCAGGUAUCUGGUUUGUCCUCCAAGACCUCAGCGUCCGUACAGAAGGGACCUUUCGAUUAAGGUUCUCUUUCGUCAAUGUUGGACGCCCCGGAGGGCAGGGAACCAACGUAAACCAAGGCCGAGCGCCAAUCCUGUCGUCGUGUUACAGCGAGAGUUUCCACGUGUACUCGGCCAAGAAGUUCCCCGGCGUGUGUGAAAGUACACCAUUGAGCAAGAAAUUCGCAAACCAAGGCAUCAAAAUCCCGAUCCGUAAGGACGCCAACAUCAAGGGCGAAGGUGAUGAAGAGAUGUACGAUCAGAACUGA
Fusarium subglutinans is the source of this 1443-nucleotide messenger RNA. RefSeq lists its product as uncharacterized. The transcript is spliced from 6 exons. The record is from RefSeq and is a predicted model, not a curated record. Bases 1 to 1443 code for a protein of 480 amino acids. Lineage: Eukaryota; Fungi; Ascomycota; Sordariomycetes; Hypocreales; Nectriaceae.